CAACAAUCGCAGAGGUACCUCGGAUUCAUGGCGUAAUAAACUGAACAGCUAUUCGGCCCCUCUGAUUAUUGGAUAUUGACAAUGGUGUUCUCGAAAUUAUAAAACAAUAAUGUAAAUUGAUUUAGGAGCAUUAGAUGGGGAAUUGUAUGCUAGAUUUAGACAAUGGAGCACGGAUAAUUUUGCCGAGGAAGUACUAGUCCGUUCCAACCGGAUGGAGAGAUACAGAGAGUCCCCUCCUCCAGGGGGCCCUCAUGUUAUUAAAACGGGUCCACGGAACCCACUAAGGGACUCGGGGUAUUUCGAUGAGUCCCUCCAUGUUUAUAACAGCAGCGAUGAUAACCUAGAUGAUGAUUUGUGGAAUGGAUCUGAUCGAGAUGCCGACGAUGAAAGAAAUAGCCCGAUCCGAAGAGCACAGAGCAUGGAGAGUAUGAGUGUUAGAUUGGAUAGUGGGUAUCAGACACCACAGAGCCUCCCAUCCCCAACAGGCCCGAAUGACGAAUCGCCAAAGAAACGCUCUCGUUCCACGUCUUACUUGAAUCGAUCAAACGGACCAAACGCCAGUUUUCGUAAUGAUAGUUCUGUUCCGACUAGGAGUCAUUCAAUGGGCCACCUCGAUUUCACACCUUAUGUUAGCGAUGUCAUCACAAUCGAUAGUGAUGUUCCUAACACAUACAAGACAUUCACCACACACCUUUGUCAUUUCUCCCACCUCGAUGUUAACACGGGAAAACUGCUGGACAUCGACGUUGAUAAUGAUAAUGCGUCUAUGAACGUCUCGACGGAUGAAAUUCAUCCCGAAGAUACAGUCUAUGGUACCAAGAUGAUAAGCUUCCCACAGACCGUGCAGCACGCAAGUUAUGCAAAGCCAAAGAGUAAAACCGAGCACAGUGUUGAAGUUGGGCCCAUGCGCCAUCACUCGUACGUCGUACAUCUCUUCCUCAACAAACGUAAAACCAUCGAGUUGGGACCCGAGGAGGACUGGGAGAUCGAGACUUCUCAGCAGACCACAACACAAAGGAGGGUUACUGAGGUAGUAGAAGAGGAAAUAAUGACCCAGCAGCCACCGGAAAUCGAGACCAAUGAAACAACAACCCAGACCAACAUUCAACAGGUAGUGACGAAUGUUCAAAUCAAGCCAGAUAUACAACGCGAAUCACAUGUUACAUAUCUACACAUGAACAAGAAACGCUUGGUAGAACUUGAAGUUGAACCUGUAAUAAAAGAACAAUUGAUACAACAAACCGUUGAAGAAACUGUUCAUCAGGAACAAGUUAAACCCGUAGUUGAUGCCGGGGUCCAGAUAAGCUGUUUCGCACACGUCUAUGGCAACACGGCUUGUCAAACUGAUGACGAUGCACCUUAUGUCGAAGCAGAAUCCAGUCAGACCGAAAAACCGAGUAUGAUAGAUCGCCUUGUCAACACCGAUCCUGAUCUAUUUGAAGAGUUCGUGAGCAAAUGGUACAAAUCUACGGAGGAGGUUACAACGACAGUUCAGAAGCCUGGUGCUGUGGCUAAUGGAACACAGACGAAUCAAAAACCAUUGACAAAUACCAACGUAAAUACAGAUGAUUCAAUGUUUAGUGAGUACAUAUUUGACGUUUUCCAAUCCUCUCUGCCGGUGACAGAGAACGCUGAUAUCCAAACUGUAGACACAACAAAGCCUCCAAGAAUGGUUGAUCAAGGCGUCAAUGUUACCAACGAGUCUAACAACGCCCAAUGCCAGACAUUGAAUAAAUCUACAACGAAUACGGAUAUGUCAACAGACAAUAAUAUGUUCGAGGAAUAUAUAAAACAAAACUUUGUUGCAGCUGCGGUUUCAAAAAUGACAAUAGCGUCUGCUCAAAAGGAACUAGCAUUACGCGAGCGAUUGAGAGAGCUCGAAAUGCGAACAGAGACUGUUGUUGAUGGACCCUCUGUUUCAAGUAUCGAAUGCCAAACAGAUCCUCUAGUUGAUAUGGAGGAAAAUGAAAUAAUUACCACAACAGAAACCACCACAACGGUCUCUAAGGAAGAACAAGAGGCGGAUGUACGUGCUCAAGCUUUAGAGUUGUUCGAACAAUACAAGGAGGAAUAUAGAUUGAGUAUGUUGCGUCCGAUGUCAGACGCCGAAGCGCAGUGUGAUGAAGAGAUUGAGGAUGAAGAGUGGAGACAUGAGGAGUGGACCGACACCCACACGCACUCCUUCUCUGAUCGCCAGACAACAGAAAAGGAGUUACUACAGUCUGCACUAGAUAACAGCCACGUUGACACGCUACUACAAAACUUGAUGGAGAAGGUAGUAACUACACAGACUCUAGUUGAGGGAGGGGAAACUGUUGUCGUUCGAGAUGCUGAGACCCAAACUAAAAUAGACCUGGCGACCUUUGACUACAGUGACUUUCCCAUACGUUCGCAGAUUAUUCGUGUCAAGGUGCCAUUGGUGGAUCACUUUGGUAGGCCGCAAACGCUUUACGUCAAUGAGCCAUACCGCCCCUACGAAAGCCUAAAAAACUACAAAUAUCAGUUCGGCCACCAUUAGAUCACAUCAACUUAACAACACCAUCACCAUCAUGCCACGCACCCCCAUUAGUUAUAAGAUGUGUAUGAUAGGGCUUUGUGCUUUCAGUGUGCUUAAUGCUUGCCAAACUGACAUUAGUGAUGAAAACCAUGACAACCCAGAUAGAAUAUGAAAACAUGUAUAUAACACUA
Owenia fusiformis is the source of this 2688-nucleotide messenger RNA. NCBI's taxonomy places the organism in Eukaryota, Metazoa, Annelida, Polychaeta, Sabellida, Oweniidae. The record is from the annotation of a GenBank genome assembly.